AUGGGAACACACAUUAUUACGUUGGCAGGUUUCUCAAGACUGAAGCGACUUGAUGUACCUAUGGAUAUCUUAGGACGUCCGCACGACAUUGUGUUCUCCAAUACCAGUAGUCUGGAUGUGACAAAGCACGAUGGCACAGCGAUUAUGGAUCGUGCGCUUCCAAUGGGCAAGACGCUGGCGGAGCUACGUUCCAAGGUCUUACCGCUUACUAUGCAAUAUCUUCACCUACGAUCAUGCAACAAAUGGAUGUUUGCCCUCUUGCAAAGAAUCAACGAAGUCCCUGUGGAAGAAUUGAGGCUCAGGCACGUCGAGCUGUCUUUCGAGCCAUCGCCUAACAGCCUUUUGAUACAGUGCGAUGCUGCAGAUCUGGGUCAACUGAAUUACUCUCAGUUACUCGUAGAUCUUGACCGUAAAGGAGUCAAUGUCACUUUCCAUACCGGACCGCAAGGAACUCUCGUGGACAUGCGCAAAGAGAUCGAGGCGCUUUCCUGUUUGACGACUAUAGAGACCUGGCACUACUCGAUCACGCACGCGCCAUUCUCCAAGUGGAACCCAGAAGCUAUCAGAAAGCGUCAGUCGCUGAAGAUGGGCUUUAGAUAUUUCUUACGGCACGCUGACCACCACUCACAACUACUCAAUAGUCCCACUUUCAACCUAGAGUCGUGGACACAGAGCGCCUUCUUCCACGGCACCAGGAAUAGUAGAUGGGACCCGCAGCUUCUGGAUUCAAAGAUGAAAACGAAAACAGUCGGGUCUAGUGGAUGGAAUGAGAGGGCUCUUGGGAAGCACGCACUGAAGCGACGACUUUCACCGUUAUUGAAUUUGGAUACCUAUCAGUUUAGCCUCCGGAUCAAGCAGAGUCUUACACCGCUACCUAGAGAAAGCCGAUUCCUUGGUGCUAGUUUCACUACCAUAGACGGCACGCGCGCACAGCCUUCAGAUCAGCAUCGAAACACAGCGAAGAAACCUCGUACGUACGAAGAGAAGCCGAAGCGAUCGAAGCGUGCUGAGUGUGUUGAACUUGAAUCGCACACAAUAACCGAGGUUCACAAUCUACAAGACGAUAUAGACAGGCUACGGCUAGGACCUGGCAACAUCAUUAGCAUAGAUUCCCAGUUCAGUGCAACACUGUGGGCCGGUGUCAAAUGGAAGAUGUUCCUGGAGGCGAACCCGGCCACACGAUGUAUGAAAGUUCUGGAAUAG
Messenger RNA from Alternaria postmessia, 1203 nucleotides. RefSeq lists its product as uncharacterized. Bases 1 to 1203 code for a protein of 400 amino acids. The record is from RefSeq and is a predicted model, not a curated record. The transcript is spliced from 2 exons. Lineage: Eukaryota; Fungi; Ascomycota; Dothideomycetes; Pleosporales; Pleosporaceae.